Messenger RNA from Rhipicephalus sanguineus (brown dog tick), 2966 nucleotides. RefSeq lists its product as uncharacterized. The record is from RefSeq and is a predicted model, not a curated record. Gene Ontology annotation, molecular function: protein binding; protein phosphatase regulator activity. Gene Ontology annotation, biological process: protein dephosphorylation. The coding region runs from base 176 to 2191 and encodes 671 amino acids. NCBI's taxonomy places the organism in Eukaryota, Metazoa, Arthropoda, Arachnida, Ixodida, Ixodidae. The transcript is spliced from 17 exons.
CGCACUUGCCGCAGUGUCGCACGCAAGAUCCACGGAUCUCGUAGUAUGCGAUCGCGUAGCUGGCAAGCUUGGGAACAUUGGAAUGACUUCUCGACCCACAUGAACAGCUGAGUUGCUCGAAAACGCGGAAAGAAGACUGCGAUCCGCUAGCGGUUGCCCUUCCCGUAGUUGCAAUAUGUCAGUGGAACCGCUGAAACUGCUGUGCAGCCCGACUUCCCUGGAACGGGACCGUGGAUAUCAAGAGGCGCAGAGGUAUUUGACAAGCGCGCAAGGCGCCGACGUGAGCGUCUUCGAAGCCGCCGUGCUCGCCAAACUUCAGCAGUGCGACAAAUGCACCUGGGAAUCGAAACUCGGCGCUCUCCUGGGCGCCAAGGCGAUCGUCGAACACCGACGCAGCUCGCAGCAAGCCAGCAACGAGGCGUUCGACGAAAGCGUCGCUCGCGUUUGCAUUUCCUUGGUGACGGACCCCAGCGUGAACGUGCGGCUAGAGGCCGGUCAAGUAUUGGGCACCCUCUGCGCUGUCGACGGCGUCAAGCUGUACGCGAAGUAUCACAAGGACCUCGUGCGUUUCAUCGAAACCUACUUGGACAAGGACCCCUCGGAGUGCGGCAGCCUUCAGGAGGAAAUGAAGAGCGAAACCAGCGGCUCUUCUCCUGAUUCAUCGAGUGCUGCAAAGAUCCUACUAAACACCGUCGGCUGGAGGCACCUGGAGACAAGCAUGAAGUGCCUGCAAUAUGUUAUCGACGGCUGCGGAGCAAGCUUCGAGGAGUUUGUCGACAACACGCUCCUCGAACUUCUGUGCAGAACAGUGCAACACGUCAGCCGCUUCGUUCGUGAGACAACGUUUUGCGUCAUCUCGUCUCUCAUCACCUGUUGCUCAGUGACGGGAUCGAAAAGCCCCUUCACUGUGAACCACUGUGGGCCAAGAAUUAGCAAGUGCCUCGCGCUUGGUCUGGCUGACAACUGGAGUCAGGUUCGGCUGGCGGCGUCGGAGGCGACCCGAAAGUUCUUGCUCUCCUUCAAUGAAAAGGAGCGCGAGCUCUUCUUUCCCGAUCUACUGCCCCAGAUGUGCCUUAAUAGAUACUACACUGCCGAUGGAGUGCGCAUAUAUUCCCAGGAGACUUGGCGUCGCAUUGCCAAAACGGAAGGCAGGGAGUUGGUUCAGAGGCACAUCACUUGCGUGGUAGACUAUUAUAUAUCUCAGGCAGCUGCCGAAAAUCACGCUGUUCGCGAGGCGGCCUGCGCCUGCAUCGCGGAACUUGCCUCCAAGAUAGCUCACGAUGUCGUGAGGCCGCAUGUGUCCCGGCUUUUCCAGACCCUCCUCAUUUGCUUCCGAGACCCUUCGUGGGCAGUUCGGGAUGCCGCUUGUCUUGCUUGCGGAAACUUCAUGCUGUGCUACCCUGAAGAGUCAAAGGCAUCUUUGAAAACCGUCUACCCAUUGUUCUUCAACAAUCUCCAAGACUGCAUCCCGUCAGUGCGGCAAGGAGCCGCGGCCGCCCUUGCCAAUGUCGUCAGAGCGUAUGGCCAAGAGGCCUUUCAGGUGGUGAAGCCCAAAAUCACAGAGGGCCUAGCCGGUGUGGCCAAGCAGCCAGCAGAGACUCUCCACUACAGGGACAUCCAGGGAUGGGGAUCUGGCAGCGGCAGCAGUGCCACGCCCAACAUCAAGGCCAUCAAGAAGCUCCACGACAAUGAUCCGGCCCUGCACACUAACCAGCCGGCUUAUUCUUGCGAAAAUCUUACUCCGAGGGCGGGGCUGCCGACAGACUGGAACUACCGGAAACCGUCGGAGCCUUGGGAGUUGGCUGAUGGGUGUAUCCACCUGAUAGCGGAGCUGUCCCAAGUACCUCAGGUGUCGACGAGCGUCGCCGAAUUCCUGCCUGCCCUCUCGGAAGCGUCGAGGCACCGGCACUACGCUCACCACGUGGUCUUGCUGGAGACCUUGUGCAGUCAGCUCCCCAACAUCGUGAAAGGUGUGGGAAAGCGAGUGUUCAAGGUGCACAUUGAGCUCUUCUUCGAGCCCAUCUUCUACAGUCUGAACUGCGAGAACGCCCUGACGUCCAGUGCGGCAAGCCAGUGCCUGAAUCAGCUUGCGAGUUUGUUUGGACCCAGCAUACUGAGGGCGAGAGUGGAGCAGUGGAACUCGAGGUACUUGGAACAGCUCGACGCCAAUCUCCACAUAGCCGGUCUUUGAAUCACGUUGCACGGACGCCCGACAAGCCUCGACGUAUCAACAAUCCUGCGUGCCACUACGGGACUUAAAAUCCUUGUUCGCCGAAUUCUUAUCCCUUUUUGCACGUAGCACUAGACACAGAAGGCACGAUUGUCUUUUUUUUUUUAUAAAGCCUCACUCGUAAAGUAGAUUUGGGAGGUGUUUUACGCUUUCCAAUGCGAAGUCGUACCAUUCCACGCAAAGUCGUUCGAGAGAAAAGUCGCGGGGGUGUGAAAGGACGCGAAAAGUCGGCAGCAACGAACGUUGCGGAUUACGGCUACGCCUUCUUUCCGCGGUUCGCUGGUGAUUCACGGUGGGUCCAAGUUGCCAACCAAGAUGAUCUCUUUUUAAUGGCAGCUAUGCAAAAAACGUAUAACACACCUGCCCACACAACGCCUUCUUACAUAUCACUUUGAGAACAACUACAACAAAGAAAGUAUUCUUCAGCUUUGCUCGUUUGGAAAGCGCUCUCGAUGGUUGAAGCGCUUCCAUAUGCAAGUAUUUAUAACGGAAUAGCAUUAUUCCCCUGCCGAAACAGUGUCAAAGAACAACAGUAUUUUUUUUCUCUUUUAUUCUUUAAGACUGUGACAACUUCCUUUUCUUUUUUUUGUUUACUUCUCAACAAAGAUCUAGUCUUGGAGAGAUGCUUUGUUUUCAAACGAACAAGUUACCUGGCGCACCGACGUAUAUACGUAUAUUUUGUCUGUGUUGACCUCCCCAAACGUUUUCUUAAAAAAAUAAAAUGUUUCAAGACAUG